AAAAAAAUUUGACAUUGAAAUUGAAGGAUUAGAGAAAUGCCAUUCAAUGGAGUAUUACUGGUGUCAGUGGCAAAGACAUCAGCAGAAGUUUGGCAAUUUUUGUCAUGUCUGGCAGACCCAAUUGACAGCGAAGAGCUUUUGGAUCUGGUCAUCUGCUUCCCUCUUCAACAAUUGGGUCGCUUAGCUCGUUGUGUUUGGACUUUCCUUUGUGUCCCUCCUGACCCUUAUUACUAUCGCCGUUACUCUUACAAUUCUUCUGCUUCUUCUUCAUCUUCAUCACUUUAUGAUAACCAAGAUUUUGUUGCUGCGCCUCCUCCCCAAUAUUACUAUGAUUCUUCUUCUUCUUCUUCUUCACAUUCGGAUUGA
Solanum verrucosum is the source of this 366-nucleotide messenger RNA. RefSeq lists its product as uncharacterized. Lineage: Eukaryota; Viridiplantae; Streptophyta; Magnoliopsida; Solanales; Solanaceae. The transcript has a single exon. The record is from RefSeq and is a predicted model, not a curated record. The coding region runs from base 37 to 366 and encodes 109 amino acids.